UUCCCGUGAGGAAUGCUACGAACUAGAAAAUUGUACUCGCUACGAAGAAGCAGGUACCAGGCACUAGGCAUCAGUUCGCCUAUCUCCCGGCAAUGGUCGUUCAGCAUGGGAUGAUCGAUCUCCUAUAUCUAUCACCGGACUCUACGCCAUCGAUAAUCAAGUUGAAAGUCCCCAUUCUAUAUCAUCUAGGACAGUCCUCUCUAAGCCUCCCUUCAUAUAGUCUCGUUCGGCAGAGCUCCUCUCUACUUAAUCAUAUAAUAGCCAUAAUAUCCCGUGCCGCUAACCGUUCGACGCCAUGCCCCAAUUCAUAUUUGUCGAGCUUCCUAGCUUCCGCAUCAAGAACGCCAGUGGACAUGCAGUACGCCUGAACUAUGCACAGCUUGGGUUGGUAGGUGCUCUGUACCAAUUUGUGCGCAGCGGCCUCCGCACUAGCGACCAGGUCGACUUGUCGGCAUCCUUACUCUUUGCGGACGGAGAAGCAGAUCUUUGGACGGCGAUGGCGGGAACGGGGGACGGCGGACACCAUCCGCACGCCGAGGAAAACAUGCUACUAUCGUACUUUCAAGCAUUUGACUCGCCGGGGUCAUAUCCAAUUGUCGACGCUAUGCUUUUAAGGCGUGGCGAGCCUUGCAGCAACUGCGCCGGAUAUUUUACCCUAGGGGGCAAGCAUCUACGGCCGAUCGACGGAACACCGACAUUCCGGGCCAAGUUCACGGCCCGAUCCGACCGCUCCUAUACCCCGGUAUUUCAUCUGGCACGUGAACUCGACGCUGCUCAACGGACUACCCUAUGGGCCCAGCUAGCGCGGAUGCGGACGGACGAGCCCGGAGUUAUCGUCGCCUCUAGCGUUGACGUCCCGGUCGGUCAGGCUUAUUAUCUGCUCCACGACUCCCCUUGGUACGCUAUCAAUGGCCAAGAGAGCAUGACAGACGCGCAGAUUGCAGAAGCGAUUGCUAGACAGGGGGUCCUCCCGACUUACUGGAUUGGGAGGUGAACGGUAUAAUACGAAAAUCCGAUAUGAUUGAAACCAUAAGACUCUAAAGUAAGAGUGUAUUGUUAUUGUACAACACGAGAUGGGCCGGUCCCAUCGUCAAACGUCAUAUCAAAGUCUGUCGGCUCGAUAAUGGGGCGUUCAUUG
Messenger RNA from Daldinia decipiens, 1138 nucleotides. RefSeq lists its product as uncharacterized. The record is from RefSeq and is a predicted model, not a curated record. NCBI's taxonomy places the organism in Eukaryota, Fungi, Ascomycota, Sordariomycetes, Xylariales, Hypoxylaceae. The transcript is spliced from 2 exons. Bases 296 to 994 code for a protein of 232 amino acids.